Messenger RNA from Diatraea saccharalis (sugarcane borer), 1698 nucleotides. NCBI's taxonomy places the organism in Eukaryota, Metazoa, Arthropoda, Insecta, Lepidoptera, Crambidae. The record is from the annotation of a GenBank genome assembly.
AUCCACUCAACUGUCUCUUCCCGAACAAUAAGCAACACAACAAAUAUGGCGGCCAAGUUCGUCGUAGCGAUGGCGUUAUUCGCCUUGUGCCAUUCAAGCCCCGUCCUUAUAAACGGUAUUUUAUACCGUGAUGGACGUGGAUUUUCGCUCGGUCAAGCAUACAGCAGCAACUUCGGUGGCAUGAGUCAAGCCACUGGCACUGCUAGUGUGAACGAUGGCGGCGCUCAAGCGUACGGCAGUGGCUCUGUUGGUCCUCAAGUGGCCCGCAACGAAGGAUUUGGUCAAGUCUACCCCGGAGAGGUAGGGGCUCAAGCUGAAGCUUAUGAUGUUCCCGAAACGCCCAUGUAUGGUUCAGCCAAAGCUGUCGCUCAAGUUCAAGAUGGAGUAUACUACCCCCUUCCUGCUCCUGCAGCAGUCAUCUCCUAUCAACAGAACUUCGAAGUACCUGCUCCCGGUGGUCUUUCUGCUCAGUCUUCUGCUGUCAUGAAUGGCGAUUCUGAGUCUUCUAUUUCGUCUGCCAACUCUAAUGGAGUCGGAAAUGCUCAAUCUUCGGCUCAAACACAGAGAGGCGUUGGGUCAUACGGUAUUACUUCCACGAACGCUAAGACCUCCGGAGGCGCUGGCUAUGCCGCUUCCAAUGCCAACACUGGUUACGGAUCUACUGUAACAGCCGCCAAAUCGCAAGGUGCUGGCUAUGGUUCUGCGUCUUCCUCUGCACAAGGAAAUUCUGGCUCAACACGUUCAACUGCUCAGACCCAAGCUAACGGUGGCUACGGUUCUGCUUCAUCUUCUGCUAAUAACGGUGCCUAUGAUUCCACCUUAUCCUCUGCUAAAACUCAAAGCUACGGACCAGCUAACUAUGGAUCUGCCAACGCAAAUGUGGACAGCGGUUACGGCAGCGCAGUCUCCUCUGCUAAGGCUACCAAUCAGAAGGGCAUCCACUGGCGCUUCGGUACCCUGUAUGACACCCCUUCUAGCUCCGCUAAUGCUAAUGCUAACACCCAAUCUGGAUUCGGAUCAGCCAAAUCCCAGGCCCAGACUCACGGAAGCGGUAGUGGAUCUGCUCAAUCCAACGCUAACGUUCAUGGUGCCGGCCAGGGAUCAGCCAAUGCGAAUGUAAACAUGGGCGGGUAUGGUACAGCUAACUCUGCUGCCAAUAUCAACGGUUCACCAUACGGAGCACUCAAGUCCACCGCUAACACUAAUGCAGGAUACGGAUCUGCCAACGCUAAUGCUGACGUGAACGCUGUCGGUUACGGUUCUGCCAACUCUGCGGCGAACACUCAAGGAUCAGGAUCCGCUCAGUCUUCAGCCAACUUGGGCUCUGGAGUUGGUUUCCAAAGACUAAAUGGCUACGGUGGAGCCAAGACCGUUGCUGACGCUCAAAGUUCAGGAGCCGGUAAAGCGUCGUCUUCCGCUAAGACUCAAGGAUUGACCACAGGUUAUAGAAUCACGAACUCCGCCGCCCACACCUCUGGCUUCGGCACUGCCCACGCCAACGCGCAGAGCGUCUAAUUCUUAUAGAAUAAUCGAAGCAACCACAUCAAGAUGACUAAACAUAAAAUUUAAAUAACUUAUCUUGGUGUAUUUGCAAAGUUUGAAUUUAUUUAUUUAUUUAUUAUUACUUCAAUUAAGUCUGCAUUUAAAUUAUUUUUAAUAUCAUGUGAAUUUUCCGACGAAAUAAACGAAAUAUUCUUU